UCAUGCACACGCCCUGUGACAGUGAAAAAAAGUUGGCUGCUGCAGCGAGAAGUUAAAUCACGGAAAAGAUAUGUGCUGCUGCCUCAUCUAGAGCAAAGGAAAAAGAAGGAGCUGCUGCACUUAUUUCUCUUCAAUUUUCCUUCCGUCCUCAAAUCUAAACGACAUGGAGUCAGCCAUCCAGACUUUGGUGACCACAUUCCUUAGUUCUACCAGAGGCAAGGAGAACAUGGAUAGCAAGUCCUUCCAGAAGAUGGUAAAGAAGAACCUUGGCAGCGUCAUGGAGGACGCCAACAGCUCAGCGGCCGUCAAGGAAAUGCAAAACGGCCUGGAUGAGAACAAGGACGGGAAGGUCAACUUUCAGGAAUACCUCUCUCUGAUCGGCUACAUCGCCAAGGCCGUCAGCGAGAGCAAGUGCCCAUCCAACGCCGCGGCGUCGUAGACGCCCACCCCGUUUGCGUUCUGCGUUCUCGUGCGCUUCUUUCACAGUUAACCAACCUUUUUGUAUCGAAGCAUCCUGCUAACCCGCUAACCCAGGCUCCCUCCAUGUUGAGCUCAAGAAAACAUUGAAGAACUCCCAUGUCAUGAAUGCAAUUAAAAGCUUUGUACCGGCA
This is a messenger RNA of Syngnathus typhle (broad-nosed pipefish), 611 nucleotides long. RefSeq lists its product as uncharacterized. Gene Ontology annotation, molecular function: calcium ion binding; transition metal ion binding. The record is from RefSeq and is a predicted model, not a curated record. Gene Ontology annotation, cellular component: perinuclear region of cytoplasm. The transcript is spliced from 3 exons. The coding region runs from base 164 to 439 and encodes 91 amino acids. NCBI's taxonomy places the organism in Eukaryota, Metazoa, Chordata, Actinopteri, Syngnathiformes, Syngnathidae.